AUGUCGACCCACGACUUGGCGGAGUUGGAACGUCUUGCAUUGGAACUGGCUGCGAGGGUAGGUGAUCAAUUACCGGCGGUCAUCCUUCAACUACUGAAAGAUGGAGUCGACCUUUCUAGCGAGCCAUUGCAGCUUGAUUGCAGUCUGCGGCGCCUUGAUGACGCUCUCCAAGGCCCUUCGAACCAAAUCUACAGACUCGCAUCUGUAGGACUUGAAGAGACAACAUCCCGUGGCUCGCCAGUGGUAGCUUCUAAUGUCCAACCUACGCUCAACAGUCCGAUCGGGGGACAUAGUCCCAUCAGGAGUCGCGCAUCCCCACUGCUGCAGCGAAGCCCCGACGAGCUGCUUGAAGGUGCUACCACAGGUCUGGCUACCCCAACGGCCUCACCAGUCGGACAGGAAAAUCGAGUUGCGAAGAGCCGAAAGGCCAACACCGGUCUCCGCGUAAGCACAUCAUCUUUCGACGAGGAUGGUAUAAUCACUCGUCAAUCGAGCAAUGAGCGAAGUGUCUCCUUGCCACGCAAAAAGCGUUUGCCCGACAACCCAGCUCUGCAGCCAUCUACAUUGGACAAGUAUAUUGGCGGGGUCUGGGACUCUAUCUACUCAAGUAUAAAGCUAGAUCCGACAGAAGUUAUAGAACAGUGGCAAGCUAUUGAGUCGAGCGGCCAACCUCGACUCCUAAUAGACACCGAACGAGAGAUGGCUGUUCACCACGAGAGCGCGGUACAAGGAGUCUUCGGGAGAAUGAGCAUUCUCACACGGAAAGUGAGCCAGGCCAGCCGGACAUGUCGCUCGCUCGAAGUGAUUGUACAGGCCCAUUGGGUUCGAUGUUUCGAGGAUCGUGUGGCCGACCUUGGCACGAGUCUUACUCGUGAAAAGGCGAAGAAGCAGACCAUAGCAGAAGCAUGCCUUAACUUCUCCUGGUCAGAGAAGGAGCUAAGGAACAAGAUGGCAAUAUGGAAAGGCUAUCAUGAUAUCAUGGAAUCUGGAGGUUGGGCAGCCUUAGUCUUUGCGGGCGCAGGUCUUUACCGAUUCUGCAAGUACCGUGUCUCAUUUACUGAAGAGACGUUUGCCACAUUGCAGAUGCUGCGGCAUCGCUUCGAAGUGGCAGCAGACACUUUGCAUCCUCGAUGGAGACAGCUUCUUGGCAUUAUUGGUGGCCCCACGGAACGCAAGUACAACGGUCAUCCUCACGAUCAUGUUGUUUGUGGUGCGUCGAACGAAGCGAUACCGUUGCCGAUCACUUACCACCAAUGGGACAAGCACUUUGCUUAUGAACACCUUGACGAGUCGAUGAUCGACGAAGAAGUUUGGGGCGAAUAUGAUCCGCGACUAGUGACUAUGGACACCUCAGAUGGUCACAAAUGCCAGCAGUGUCAUGAGCCACAGUCCGAUGAUCCACGAGACAACAGGUGUCAAUGCUACCCAAACUUAUACGGCGGCACAAAAGCAGGUGCUACGCCUGUACAGGUCUACAGAACAUCAAACGGCAAAAAUAACGGCCUCUUGGCAUGUUGCGCAUUCGAGCCAGGUUCAGCAGUAGGUGAAUUUGUUGGACAAAUUACAUCUGGUCUGCAGAAUAUAGACGUCAUGGUUGGGCAGACCGACAAAGCAGUUUAUCAGAUUUGGCAAGGGAGAAAAGGAAACUUCACGCGAUUCGUGAACCAUUCUUGCCAGCCGAACAGUCAGUACGAGCGGUUUGUAUGGCUUGGCACUCAACGGAUAGUGCUUAUGAGCAUGGGCAUCGAGGCUGGAGAAGAGAUCACGGUGGACUAUUCAGAGUCUUACUGGAAGGUCAGUGUGUUUUGUUUCCUGGAAAGAGCUCUGCUAACCUUCCUUCUUGAUUACAGAAUCUGGACAAAGUCUGUCUUUGUGGACACGAGAAGUGCCGAUAUCGAAAUGGAGAUCGAGAUCGUAAUCUGCUCAGUGCAGCUUCUAAUAGCUAAUGAUAACCUAGUCACCUCAAAGAGCUCCAUCAAUACUUAG
Messenger RNA from Recurvomyces mirabilis, 1986 nucleotides. RefSeq lists its product as uncharacterized. The transcript has 2 exons. NCBI's taxonomy places the organism in Eukaryota, Fungi, Ascomycota, Dothideomycetes, Mycosphaerellales, Teratosphaeriaceae. The record is from RefSeq and is a predicted model, not a curated record. The coding region runs from base 1 to 1986 and encodes 661 amino acids. Gene Ontology annotation, molecular function: protein binding.